Messenger RNA from Rotaria sordida, 2826 nucleotides. Lineage: Eukaryota; Metazoa; Rotifera; Eurotatoria; Philodinida; Philodinidae. The record is from the annotation of a GenBank genome assembly.
AUGACAAUACGUAUUAUAUUCAUCUGGUAUGAUAUCAACAUUAUCAAAGAUGAUGUUUAUAAUCAAUGCAAUGAUAUUUUAUUUACUUUUCAUCAUGAUCAACAAAGUUGUAUCGAUUUUAUUAAAUCAACACCGAAAAGUGAAACAAUAUUUUUCGUAUCAUCUUCGUCAUAUGUAGUAGAAAUUUUACCAUUGAUAAAUGAUUUCAGACAAUUAAAUUCGAUUUUUAUUUAUUCAAUUGAUCAAGAACAUAAAGUUGGUGAAAAUAUGUUCGAUAAAUAUUCGAAAAUAAUUGGUAUAUUCGAUAAAUUUGAAGAUUUAUUUCAAUCGAUUCACGAUCAUAUUGAUCUAGUUAAUAAACAAAUUGAAACAUUCAAAUUCUAUGAAAAACAUCAAAAAUCAACUCGUCAAUUAUCCAAAGAAUUUGGUUCAUUUCUUUGGUUACGUUUAUUCAAAGAUGUUAUCCUUCAAUUACCUCAUGAUGAACAAGCCAAACAAGAAAUAAUCGAAAAAUUAAAAGAAUACAAUCGUAAUAAUAAUAAACAAAUGAGAUUAAUUGAAAAUUUUGAUCAAACAUAUAAAUCCGAAGAUGCUCUUCUGUGGUAUACGAAAGAAUCAUUUUUAUACAAUCAUCUAAAUAAAGCUUUACGUACAGAAGAUAUUGAAUUCUUAUAUAAAUUUCGUUAUUUUAUAUCUGAUCUGUCAAAAAAUCUUUUGUGUGAUUAUGAACAAUUAAAAGAAUCAUUAGAUUCAAUAGUUACAUAUCGUGGUGUUCAAAUAUCAAAAGAUGAAGCUAAAAAUUUAGAAUCUAGUGUGGGAAAACUUAUUUCAACAAAUGGAUAUUUAUCAACAAGUUUUGAGAAAUCUAUUGCUUUGACAUUUAUUACGGAAUCAAGAGAAGAAAAAGAAAGAAUUUUAUUUGAAAUUGAAUGUGAUCUGCACAACACCGAUUCGAUUAUUUUGGCUCCGAUUGCUCAUUAUAGUAACAAUCCAAGUGAAGAAGAAGUUUUAUUUGAUUUGGAUGCUGCUUUUGAAAUACUAUCUGUUUCGAGAGAUUUGUUAUCGAAUAUUGUAGUAGUGAAAAUGAAAACAACAGAUGAAGGAUCAAUACUUGCUCAACAAUAUAUUAAACAACAUCGACGAUAUAUAAAUACAUCAAGUGCAAAGCUUAUCUAUGGCCGUCUUCUUGCAGAAAUUGGACAAUAUGACAAAUGUCAACAGUAUUUUGAACAUCUAUUAGAAAAUCCAAAUGGGGAAGAUGUAUCUUUUAUUUAUUAUUAUUUAGGUAUGUCCGAAUUUAAUAAAGGAAACUAUGAAAACGCUUUGGAAUAUUAUAAACAUUCAUAUGAUAUGUUACUGAAUACUGAGAUUCCACGUGUAGGAUCUUCAGCUUGUGUACUAAAUGAUAUUGGCUCAAUUUUAAGCAUUCGAGGACAAUAUGAUCAAGCUCUAGACUAUUAUAUACGUGCGCUAAAAAUUAGCCAAGAUCAUUCGAAUUAUCCUAUGAUUGCUGUUUCUCUCGGAAGUAUUGGAAUAAUCUAUCGUAUCAAAGGUGAAUAUCAUCGUGCAUUAGAUUAUCAAAUAAGAUGUCUUGACAUGAAAGAAAAAUAUUUGCCGAAGGAACAUAGAGAAAUAGCAAGAACAUCGGAUCAUAUAGCUACUGUAUUUAACGAUCUGGGUGAUUUCGCUAAUGCAAUGAAAUAUCAUCAAAAAAGUUUAGAAAUGAAUGAAAAAUGUCUUCCAAUCGGACAUGAUAGUAUUGGAUCGAGUUUCAAUCAUCUUGCUCAUGUAUUAACUAAUCAAGGAAAAUACGAUGAAGCUUUAGAUUAUUAUAUUGCUUCAUUGAAAAAUAAAGAAAAUGUCUUUCCAAAUGGACAUAUUAGUAUUGUUAAAAUUUUAAGUAAAAUUGGAUAUAUUUACUAUUUGAAGAAAGAUUAUAAUUUUGCAUUUGAUUAUCUGGAGAAAUCGAUGAAAAUGAGAGAGAAUUUAUUUUCUGAUAUACAUGAUGUUAAUCUUUUAAGUACUUUAACGUAUUUCGGUUUAGUUUUAAUUAAACAACACAAAUACGAUGAUGCAUUGAUCUAUUCAAAGAGCGCUUUUGAUCUUGCAAAAGCAUUGCUACCUCUCGGACAUGAAGAUAUGACAGAUUGUUUAACUAAUAUUGGUAUUAUCUAUCGUGAAAUGGGUAAUUAUAGUGAAGCAUUUGAAUAUUUUAAAAAGGCUCACGAAAAUGAAGAUGUAAAUCCAACAAAGCCUAGUUUUAUUCGACUAGCUCGUAACUAUGAUAAUAUGGGAAUUUGUUUGUAUCAACAAGGUAAUGAUGAAACUGGAUUGAAGUAUCGCAUGAAAGCUGUCAGAUUAAUCGAACAAGCUUCUCCUCGUACUCAACAUGCUGAUUGGAUUGAUACUAUCGGGAAUAUGUUUCUUGAGAAAAAAAUAUUUGACGAAGCUUUAGAAUGCUAUUUAAUAAGUUUAAAUAUGAAAUUAGAAUGUCUUCCAGCGAAUCAUGUUGAUAUAGCUGACAGUUUAAUGUUUCUGGGUGAUGUUUAUGUUGAAAAAGCGAAUCUUGAAAACAAACAAUGUAAGCUUAAAGCUCGAUCAUACUACGAACAAGCAUUGAUAAUUUAUCAAAAAUUGGAUCAUUAUAACACUAUUUAUAUUUUAAAUGCUAUUGGUGACGUUUAUGAAAAAAUGCAUAAAUAUCGUCUUGCCAUUCUAUAUUAUAGAAAAGCAUUGGAGAUGUGCGAGAAAUAUUCUUCUGCAGAUAAGUCUGUUCGAGAGAGAAUAGAAAAUAAUAUGGCACGUGUCCAAUGGCUGAUGAAUUGA